UCAAACUCACCAGGUCCUUUAUAUGGAAACUCAUUCAAUUCCCUGAUUCCCCUCACCUUCCCGCUGGAUGGUGAUCGAACUCGAUUUCUACCCUUUUAAUUCAAAUCCCUGAUUCCCCUUACCUUCCCGCUGGAUGGCGAUCGAACUCGAUUUCUACCUUUUUAAUUCAAAUCCCUGAUUCCCCUCACCUUCCCGCUGGAUGGCGAUCGAACUCGAUUUCUACCUUUUUAAUUCAAAUGUUCGUUCAUUAGGUUUUUUGGAGAACUGUCGUUUCACUUUGUUCGACUGUUCACAUCAUGGGUCGUGGGAAGGCGAAAGAUUUUCCACUCGAUUUUGGUAAUGCCAUUAUUGUUCAAGAUACUGAUUCUGACCAGUUUAAUUCGCCGGUGAAAAAGCAAACUAAGGUUGUUAACCCACGUCUUUCGUGUAGUGAGAAAGGAAAAUCAAAAGAACUUAUGUUUCCUAUUAUUCGUGGAUCGUCGUCUGCAGGUGCCAAACGGAAUCUAAAUAAUGCAAAACUUUCAGCUGUUAACUUGAAAUCUGCGAGCAAUGUUAUUGAUUUGACAAAGCAGGCAGGAAACAUGGUUGGUGGAAGGAAACAAGGUGUAUUCAGGGUUUAUAAAAGAAGAACCCCGAAACUUCCAACUCUCAAUACACGAACAACACCGGCCGCUUUCCAUGAUGCACUUCUUAAACUGAAUGAUGCACAAAUGUCCGCUGUAAGAGAUAUUGGAUUUGGGAGUAUUUUGGACUUGAAAGUCAAAGAUUUGCCAGGGGGGUUGGGAUACUGGAUUCUGAAAAAGUUCAAUCCUCAGACUUUUGAAAUUGAAGUUGAUGCAAUGAGGAGAUUUAAGGUCACGGAAAGUGAUGUUUAUCGAGUGUUUGGAUUCCCUAGGGGUAAGCAAUUCAUUGAAGUAUUCCAGCGGCAAUCAACUAGUGACAUAUUUGAGCAAUGGUUUUUAUUUUUUGGGGUUGACAACAGAGACAAAAUUAAGAUUGGGGUAGUAUUGAAACAUAUGCUUGCGUGUAAAAGCGGUGGCACUUGGUUUAAGCGACAUUUCAUGAUAGCGAUGGGAUUUUCAUUGUUUGAGAACUGUCCCAAUGGUACUGUGCAUCCUUUCAUAUUAGGGUGUCUUAAAGAUUUGACUGGGCUUAGAAGAUGGAAUUGGGCGGAAUACAUGUUAUCAAGCUUGAAACAACAUACAUGCAGUUGGAUGAAGGGUGAAAGCAGUGUAUAUGCUGGUCCUGCGUUGUUUCUUAUUUUGGUUUAUGUUGACCGGUUAAGCCUUCCUGGGAUCGAAACAAUGAGGGAUUUACCACUUAUAAAGAAUUGGUCAAGUGAUGCUCUGAGGGAGAGGCAAAGGAUGGAAAGGAAGAAAGAAUACAUUGGAAAAGGCAUCAUACAGUCACCAAUACAGGUGCCUAGCGUUUAUGGAGAUGAUAUUGAUGAGAAUGCAAUAACAGAUGAGGAGAAGGCCUGGACCAACAUGCUGAUGAAAGGUGCACAUGAAAUCGCUGAACGGAUGAAUCAGUUGUCCAUUGUUGUGGACAGCGCACCAGUUCAUAUUAAGAAAUCACCGUUCUUCGAAAUGAAAGUGAAAGAGGCUUCCCAACUAACAGGAAUGAAGAUUGACAUUGUUAUACCAAUCACUAAACCCGUUUUACCAGUUAUUGAGAUUGACGACGAUCCUAUAGAGUAUACUGCUGAAUUCUUUGCAUGGGUGGAUGAAACAUCCGCGAAAGCCUGCGCUGAAAAGAAGAAAGUCAAUAUUCGAGAUGCUGACAUUCCUAUCUUUGAUCUAAGGUUGUCGGAUGAUGAUUCGUUGGAUGUUAGUCAGAAUAAAGAUGUUAAUGUGCAGCAGGUAUUCGUCGUUUACUAUAAUAAAUCUAAAUACAACUAA
Salvia miltiorrhiza (redroot sage) is the source of this 1901-nucleotide messenger RNA. RefSeq lists its product as uncharacterized. The record is from RefSeq and is a predicted model, not a curated record. Bases 297 to 1901 code for a protein of 534 amino acids. NCBI's taxonomy places the organism in Eukaryota, Viridiplantae, Streptophyta, Magnoliopsida, Lamiales, Lamiaceae. The transcript has 6 exons.